Molecule: messenger RNA, 495 nt
Organism: Capsicum annuum
Lineage: Eukaryota; Viridiplantae; Streptophyta; Magnoliopsida; Solanales; Solanaceae
Exons: 2
Coding region: 1-495 (164 amino acids)
Source: RefSeq, a predicted model, not a curated record
AUGACAGUGAAUGAGUACUGCCUUAGGUUUGACCAGUUAUCUAAGUAUGCUCCUAAGUUGAUUGCUGACACCGGAUCUAGUAUGAGUAAGUUUAUUACUGGAAUAUCAGGAUUAGUAGUCAAGGAGUGUAGGACUGCCGUGAUUAUUGGAGAUCGAGACCUUUCUAGGUUGAUUACUCAUGCCCAAUGGAUUGAGGUAAAAAAGUUAAAAGGAAGAGAAAGAGGGAAUAAGAAGGUGAGAAUAAAGCAGUUUGAGUAUGGCCAGGCUAGAUCCCUUGGAGGAAACCGUUUGUCUCAGAAUAGUGUGAGCUGCAAGCCCAGUUAUCCUUCAUGUUCUAGAUAUGGUAAGAAUCAUCCCGGUGAGUGCUUGGUUGGUCAGAAGGGCUAUUUUGGAUACAAUCUAUUGGUCCACUGUAUCAAGGAGUGCCUGUAUACUAAACAGGAAAACAAAGAUGUACGUCUCCAGACUCAGGCUACCAGUACACCAGCCCUGUAG